AUGACACCCCACGAUGACGUCUUCGUUCAUCAGACGGACAUCACUCACAACAACCCACAAAGAGUAAUGCGCAGCGUAGGUGAGAGAGGGGUGGUCAAGCUUAACGUCGUUCUUGGAGAGAAAGUUCGCGAAGCGGCCAACGUGACUGUGCCUGAUAGAGAAGCCGUUCCAGGAAAUCCGUGUGCUACAGGCCGGCGUCGUUUUGGUGGACGCUGGUUCCCCAGACCACAUCGCUUGAUGUCCCGCAGAGGGCCACCCCCACAGGAGACGGAAUGCCUUCCCGACACCAGGCGUUUCCUACCGCAGCGUCGAGGAUCCUUACCGAGAUCUUCUAACCAUGGGUUCUACCGUUGUCUUAGAGGUCUACCACGGAACACCCUUCAAGAUGACCUUCGCAGGACGUAUGAGUACGAAAAGUAUGACGACAUCAGAGACCAACAAGUAUAG
This is a messenger RNA of Ornithodoros turicata, 447 nucleotides long. Its product is annotated as Y-box factor homolog. The coding region runs from base 1 to 447 and encodes 148 amino acids. Gene Ontology annotation, molecular function: nucleic acid binding. The transcript has a single exon. NCBI's taxonomy places the organism in Eukaryota, Metazoa, Arthropoda, Arachnida, Ixodida, Argasidae. Gene Ontology annotation, cellular component: nucleus. Gene Ontology annotation, biological process: regulation of gene expression. The record is from RefSeq and is a predicted model, not a curated record.